CAGGCUCAAACUGUCAGUCCACCAGCUGAAUACUCAGUCAGACUGGUGAAUGGGACCACUUCCUGUUCUGGGACAGUGGAAGCCUUCUAUGGAGGAGAGUGGUUGGGUCUAUGCAAUAGGUGGUGGGACAUGAUAAUAGUGACUAAGGUUGUGUGUAGAGAGCUGGACUGUGGGAAUCCUGUAGCUGAAUCUAGAGGACCUCUGAUUGAAGAUGGAAGAAUAGGAGUCACACUAUAUAGGAGUUGCAGGGGACAUGAGUCUUCUAUUAGACGGUGUGUCAUCAGAGGACCUGGUGUCUGUGAUGGUGAAUAUUAUCAUCAUGUGACCUGUUCAGAGUCUGUGCGGCUUGUGGAUGGAGCUGGUCUCUGCUCUGGGAGAGUGGAGGUGAAGUCCAAUCAGUCCUGGGCCUCAGUGUGUGAAGCUGACUUUGACCGGCAGGAUGCAGAGGUAGUCUGUGGGGAGCUUGGCUGUGGGGCUCCUGCAGCUCUACAGGGGGGGCUCUAUGGAGGAGGUGAGGGUCAGACCUGGGAUAAAGAGUUCCAGUGUAAAGGCAAUGAGUCCCUUCUCCUGGACUGUGACACCUCAGACAGAGAAAACAACACCUGCCUACCUGGUAAUGCUGUUGGACUCACCUGCUCAGAGCCUGAUGAUGUGAGGCUGGUGGGAGGAGGCAGUCGCUGUGCUGGUGGAGUGGAGCGGUACGACCAGGGAGAGUGGAGGAUUGUGGGAUCUUCCUCUGGCGUGAAGGCUAUAGCUGCAGUAGUGUGUAGACAGCUGGGUUGUGGCUCCACUGUUUCAGUACUAACUGGAAACACCACUAGAGGGUUUUUAGUUAUCUGUUCUGGGUCUGAGUCGUCACUGAGGGAGUGUUGGAAAAGUUAUGAUCUCUAUCCUGGACUCACAGUGAUCUGCUCAGAUGACUCCCACCAAGGGAACUACAGCUGUGUUUAUGACAAUUAUGUUUUCUCUCAUAACUUCUCCUCUGAGAGUGAGCUCCUCUCCCUCACCAUCACAGCCUCUCCUCUGCCAGCCUUCAUCAUCAGACACGUUGUAGUGCUGCUGCUCCUACUGACAGCCAUCACCGCCUCCUACCUGUACUACAAGCCCACCAGGAGGCAGAAGAGAGUGAACAGGGUGAGCAGCAUGGAUCUUUAUGUCAAUGCCAUGGAGACGGUCUCUCUGAGCUCCAGAGCUGAAGCUGGACCAGGAGAGGAGAGAGCAUCCCAGGGGACGGAGUAG
Salvelinus fontinalis (brook trout) is the source of this 1239-nucleotide messenger RNA. Its product is annotated as scavenger receptor cysteine-rich type 1 protein M130-like. NCBI's taxonomy places the organism in Eukaryota, Metazoa, Chordata, Actinopteri, Salmoniformes, Salmonidae. Gene Ontology annotation, cellular component: membrane. Bases 130 to 1239 code for a protein of 369 amino acids. The record is from RefSeq and is a predicted model, not a curated record. The transcript is spliced from 7 exons.